CUCUCCCUUUUCUUUUUUUCAGAGCAGAAACGACUCUCUUGGGACCAUUUAUUAGCAAGACAUACCAACACUGUGACCUAUGCCGGUACCACCACCACCACCGCCUCCUUUGCCUCCACCUCCUCCUCCCCUGGCAGCCCCUCCCCCGCCAUCAGCACCCCCGGUUAGCACAGACACUUCCAGUUUGAGAAAGGCAGAUCCAAAAGGUCGGAGUGCGCUGUUGGCUGAUAUUCAGCAAGGAACCCGCCUGCGAAAAGUCACGCAGAUCAAUGACCGCAGUGCCCCACACAUUGAAAGUUCCAAGGGAACCAGCAAAGAAGGCGGAGGCUCUGUGAACUCCCGAGGAGGAAGCACACCGCCAGCCCUGGGAGAUCUCUUUGCUGGUGGCUUUCCUGUGUUACGACCAGCAGGCCAGAGGGAUGUUACAGGUGGCAAAGCAGGGCAGGGCCCUGGCUCGCGCGCGCCUUCUCCCAGGCUGCCCACCAAAGCGCUCGGCGGCGCGCUGAACCCGCCUGCGUCUCCCAGGCUGGGCACCGCCUCCGAGGGGCCCGCAGCCCCACGCACAGUCCCUCCGCGACCCAGCGUUCCCGCCCCGCCGCCGCCGCCGCCCCUGCCUCCGCCUCUGCCCCCUUCAUCCCCCAGCAAAGCCCCGCUUAGGGCUUCUGCACCAGCGCCCCCGCUCCCAGGCGCUAACGGCAGCACCGAGGCCCCUCCUCCGCUGCCCCCCAAGUCCCCCAGCUUCCAGGCUCUGCCGCAGAAGGCGGGCGUGCAAGCCUUGUCCGCGCCGCCCGGCCCUCCGGGGUCGCAGCCGCUCGCGCAGAAGAAGAGGCUUGGCCGGGGCCCAGGGACCAGUGGAGGAAAACUAAAUCCACCUCCAGCACCUCCUGCAAGAUCCCCCACCACAGAGCUUUCCAGCAAGAGCCAGCAGGCCCCAGCCUGGACCCCGACCCCACAGCCUGGAGGCCAGCUGCGAAACGGAAGCCUGCACAUCAUCGACGACUUCGAGUCUAAGUUCACGUUCCAUUCUGUGGAAGACUUUCCCCCUCCAGAUGAAUACAAACCAUGCCAGAAGAUUUACCCCAGCAAGAUCCCCAGAAGCCGCACUCCCGGUCCCUGGCUCCAGGCCGAGGCAGCAGGGCAGAGCUCCGAUGACAUCAAAAGCAGAAAUUCUCAGUUAGCCCUAAAGACGCUCCGGUGAGACGACGAUGAAGCCACAGUCCCGGAGCCCCACAUGGCAAGAUGGUACCUCCUGAAGAACGUGUCUGACUCUACUGUACUCAAGCUAUAUUCAGUUGACAUACAGGCUCUGACAGAGCACUUAUUGAUUGUAAAUAUAUGGUUUGCACGGGCUUUAAAGCAGCAUUUUAGUUAACUUUUGAGUAAUAUUUUUUAAAACACCAUUUCUCCUUUUUUAAAAUGCAUCGUGGUAUUAGUCUGUCUGUACAAAUAGAGCCCUGUCCCACCCCAUAGUGUCUAUUCUGUGACUGUAAAUAAGCUUGCAGGCUGGCCCUUCCUAGAUUCUGAACCAUUUUUAAGAGCGUCCUUAGUUUGCAGGUAGUCCCAAAGUCCUAAGUAUCCACCAUGGCUUCUUAUUGGCAUGACUUUAUAGUCUCAUUGCACCAACUACAAAAUCAAACCAAAUAAUGCCUUAUAAUGAUGCAGCUCAGAGGAAGUAAUGUGUCCCCACACCCCGACAGCGCCGCGCAGCCUCCAGUGAGUGAGAUGCCACAUCUCGCUUCCACUUUGCAGUACAGGGAUGUCUUUUUGCUGCCUAAUGUAAAUAUAUUGCAAUGUCCAGGCAGGAGUGGGCUCGGCCCCUCCCGAGCCUUCCGCAGGGCCCCUUUUGUAACUGAAUUAUUUUACAAGUAGCCAAUGCUCUUACUGUUUACAGUGUUCCUAGUGUCCACGUCUCUGUCACUUUCCUCCUGUCCCUCCAAGUUCCUAACCCUAUCCCAGUAGUUAGGAUAAGGUCAGCUAUAUGAGAUUUUGGUAUUUUAGUAUCCUGCAGGUUAAGUAAUAUACACAAUUCAUGAUUAUAGCAAACUACAGAUUCUGUCUCAGAGGUCUCCCCCUCCCCAUCCUCACCCUGAGUGCAGGAUUUCCAUGGAAAAUAUGACAUGAAAAAGUAUUAAAACAAAACAUCUUGUAAAAUAUGUGCCU
Molecule: messenger RNA, 2160 nt
Organism: Chinchilla lanigera (long-tailed chinchilla)
Lineage: Eukaryota; Metazoa; Chordata; Mammalia; Rodentia; Chinchillidae
Gene: Wipf3
Product: WAS/WASL interacting protein family, member 3
Exons: 9
Coding region: 80-1198 (372 amino acids)
Biological process (GO): exocytosis; retrograde transport, endosome to Golgi; Arp2/3 complex-mediated actin nucleation
Cellular component (GO): WASH complex; early endosome; recycling endosome
Molecular function (GO): gamma-tubulin binding; actin binding; alpha-tubulin binding
Source: RefSeq, a predicted model, not a curated record